AAUAUAAAAGAAAAAAAAAGGUCUAAAACCACCAUUCUAUCUGUCAACAACAACAUGCUGCCCCUUCAUUUUUAAAAGGACCACCCUUUUUUGUUUCUUCUUCUUCUUCCUCGACCUAACCCCCUCCCUUCCUUUCUCUUUCUUCUUUGCUUUUAAUCAAUCAACAUCAUCAUAAAAAACUCCGCUUCAUCAUCAUCGACCAUGGACGGCGGUGGUAGUAGCAGCAACAGUUUCAGGAAAGUGAGGAACCCUUUUGUCACUGACCAAGAAUUAGAAGAAAGUGACAACGUUUCGUCAGUAACUGGAGCUGAAUCUCCUCCUCCUUCUACUACUAAAAAAGGCAAAAGAUCCAUGCAGAAAAGAGUGGUGUCAGUACCAAUCAAGGACGUUGAAGGUUCCCGCCUUAAAGGUGAGGGUGCUCCACCGUCUGAUUCUUGGGCAUGGCGGAAGUACGGCCAAAAACCUAUCAAAGGUUCACCUUACCCGAGGGGUUAUUACCGGUGUAGUAGCUCAAAGGGAUGUCCGGCGAGGAAACAAGUCGAGAGGAGCCGUGUAAACCCUACAAUGUUAGUGAUCACUUACUCUUGCGAACACAAUCACGCUUGGCCUGCUUCUAGACACAACAACACAUCCGCUAAACAAGCAGCGGCGGCGGCGGGGGAAGCUUCCGAGUCGCCGACUAAAUCCACCACAGCUGUAAAGCACGAUCCGUCCACGUCGCAACCGGAUACAGAACCGGAUUCAGGGAUGGAAGAUGGCUUCGCUUGUCUGACGGAGGAUUCGAUUCUUACGACGGGGGAUGAAUUCGCUUGGUUCGGGGAGAUGGAAACCACGUCGUCGACGGUAUUGGAGAGCUCGUUAUUUUCUGAAAGGGAUAACAGUGAGGCGGAUGACACGGCGGUGAUUUUCCCGAUGAGGGAAGAAGACGAAUCGUUAUUCGCUGAUCUCGGCGAGUUGCCAGAGUGCUCGUUUGUGUUUCGGCACCAACGGAAUGUGGGACCACAGGUUGGGAUCUGCUGACGUGUGGCGGUACCGUAGGAGUAGUUGGCUCCGACGUCGUCCGGAAAAUCCCCAAACGGUGGGACAACCAAAAAAAUUGAAAAAAAAAAAAGAGUGAAAACUAAAAUUUUAUUUUUAUUUUUAAGGAAUCUCUUACAUUUUGAAAUUUCCUCUGAAUUAUUAUUAUUAUUACAGUAUUUAAGUUGCCUUUGAUUUCGGGUGUAGUAAAUGAAUAAAGAAGAACUCCGAAUUCCUAA
Molecule: messenger RNA, 1256 nt
Organism: Gossypium arboreum
Lineage: Eukaryota; Viridiplantae; Streptophyta; Magnoliopsida; Malvales; Malvaceae
Product: probable WRKY transcription factor 65
Exons: 3
Coding region: 202-1020 (272 amino acids)
Biological process (GO): regulation of DNA-templated transcription
Cellular component (GO): nucleus
Molecular function (GO): transcription cis-regulatory region binding; DNA-binding transcription factor activity
Source: RefSeq, a predicted model, not a curated record